Mucor mucedo is the source of this 1375-nucleotide messenger RNA. Its product is annotated as major facilitator superfamily domain-containing protein. Gene Ontology annotation, molecular function: transmembrane transporter activity. The record is from RefSeq and is a predicted model, not a curated record. Gene Ontology annotation, biological process: transmembrane transport. Lineage: Eukaryota; Fungi; Mucoromycota; Mucoromycetes; Mucorales; Mucoraceae. The coding region runs from base 23 to 1375 and encodes 450 amino acids. The transcript is spliced from 11 exons.
AUAGCUUCUACCUUACCUACUUAUGAACAGUGAUUUAGAAAAGGGAUCAACAAUAUCAGAUGAUGAGAUAAAUACAGGACAUCCCAUAGACAGUAAAAAAGGUCCUGGACAAGUUACAAUAAAAGAGAAUGUACCACCACCAGUGUACAAUUAUAAAGACGAUCCAGACAACCCUCUCAGCUGGCCUAGAAGAAGAAAGGUUGGUAACCUAUCGAUCGUUUUAUCAAUAUGCUUUAUGAGUUAUUUUUCAUCCACUAUCUACGUACCUGCUUCUCAUGAUAUCAUGAUGUAUUUCAAUACAAAUUUAAUGAUUAUAAACGCAACAUUCUCUCUAUUCUUACUAAUGAAUGGUAUUGCGCCGUUGUUCUGGGCACCCUUAAGUGAGCGUAUAGGUCGUAGAUGGGUCUAUAUUGGGGCCAUGACAAUAUACACAUUAUGCACAAUUCUCUGUGGGAUUUCAAAUAGUAUUGGCAUGUUUUUCGCAUUUCGAAUAUUACAAGGUGCUUUUGCGUGUGUAGGUCAAGCCUUGGGAAGUGGAAGUGUGUCCGAUAUGUUUGAAGCGCAUGAAAGGGGGAAAGCAAUGAGCUAUUAUGUAUUGAGUUUAAUUCUGGGUCCUCCCGUUGCUUCCAUUGCAGGCGGAUACAUAGAUGAAUAUUUAGGAUGGCAAUGGAUAUUUUACAUAAAGACAAUUAUGGGAGGUCUACUGACGGUUAUCAGUUAUUUCUUUCUUGGAGAAACACUCUACCGCCCAUAUCAAAAUAAAUUGCCUCCACCUUCAAAUUUACAAGAUAGGUUGAAGCGGUUAAAAUUUAAUCCACUCUCUACAUUUAAGUUGUUUAAACAUCCUGAUAUUGUUCUCGUAUGCUUGCCCGUCGGUAUCGCAUUUGGAUGCUUUUAUUUUUUUGUAGCCAUCUUACCAGCUACGUUUGGUCCACUCUAUCAUUUUAAUCCUGGAAAAGUGGGUCUUUGCUUUAUAGCAGGUGGAUUAGGAAAUGCUUUGGGGUCUAUUGUUGCCGGUCGUACAUCCGACAAGUAUUGUCUCCAUGCUGCCAAAAGAAACAACGGGGUGGCAGUCAAAGAGUAUAGGUUACGGUUAAUGUAUUUUGCUGUACCGUUUGUGCUAUUUGGACCAAUAAUGUAUGGCUGGUUUCUUCAUUUUAAGCUACCUUGGAUUGCACCACUGAUUGCGUUUACACUAAGCUCGUUUGGUUCAAUGUUUACAGUGACCAUAGCAACCACAUAUCUAGUGGAUGCGAAUUUACAAACUGCAGCAUCAGCUGUAUCUGUAAAUAACUUUUCGAGAAGUCUAUUUGCAAUGCUAUUCUCAUUAACAGCUUCAGAGUUAAGAAGUGUUUUAGGUGAUGGAUGGACGUAG